This is a messenger RNA of Stegastes partitus (bicolor damselfish), 949 nucleotides long. RefSeq names its product coiled-coil domain containing 122 (gene ccdc122). The record is from RefSeq and is a predicted model, not a curated record. NCBI's taxonomy places the organism in Eukaryota, Metazoa, Chordata, Actinopteri, Pomacentridae. The coding region runs from base 1 to 807 and encodes 268 amino acids. The transcript has 6 exons.
AUGUCAGAUUUGAAAGCCAGUGAAGAAGGGUUUCAGGAACAACCUGGGUGUUCAUUGACCAAAGCAGUGGAGGACGUCAGUCAACAGGGCUACGCUCAGUCGGAGGCCCUGAGAGACAAACAGAGGACGCUCAGCGCUCUGCAGGCGACACUGUCAGCUGUUGAGGAGAAAGCUGAGGUGGCAGAGCAGGAGCUGAGAUCUAAAGUGAGGGAAUUCCUGAUGUUGGAGGGGGAGCUGGAGCAGCUGGAGAGGCAGACAAAAGUCCUGCACGAUCGCUGUACAUCCAUCAGCAAGGGAAACGCUGACCUUCAGAUGUUUAUUCGAGAGGAGGAGGAGGUGGCUCGCACGGCACUGGCCCAGUUCAGCGCUUACCGAAACAAGAUGGAGGGUCACAGAGCUGCUGUUUUGUAUGCAGCGAGCCAAACAGAGGCCCACAAAGAGCUGGAGGAGAAGAAAGCAUUGGUCCGGAUGUUGACACAAAAGAAAGAGGAGCUGAAGGAAGAUUUAGAGAAUCCAAAUGGAAACACUGUACAGAUGGCAAAGAGUGAGAUUAAUGCUCUAAAGAAGGAGAUCUCUAUGAGGAGGACGACGAUAGCGGAGAGGAGGGAGCAACUGCAAAAAGAGACUGAGCUUCAUGGCCAGAUAAGGAAAGAGAUAGAGAUCCAGAACAGACGCUAUGAAGCCAUCGUCAAGCGCCUCCGCUGCCAGCUAAGCAGGGCCCAGGCUGCCCACAGGCAAAUGUCUGAUGACGUGUACCACAUGAAGAGGCAACUGGCUGAGCUCAAGAGGCUGUCAUCACACAACUGAGCGGUCAGUGGUCAGUACACUGUACAUUCAGGCUCUUUGAAUUUGGGUCAGUUGUUCUGUGUUUGGCAUAAAUCUGAGCCUGUGUGUGCGUGUCAGCUGAAGGAAAGGUUGUUGUUGUUACUGGAGUUCAACAGCUGGGGGC